GGGUGGUAACAGGGACAGUGGGAUCAAGCCCAGCCCUCAGGAUACUCCUCAGUCCUUCAGGUCAGCACAGAUGUGGGAGACAGGCUCCAAGCAGCCAGGCUUUUCCAUGAGCCUGUCAGGCUGCUCUCCCAUGAGGUGUCUGAGUGCGGGGAAGCCCAGUUCAGAGUGGUUCCCCACACUGGGGUCUGGAAUGGGCCUUGAGAGGUGAUCAGAGGCUCCCGCCUGGGCAGUUCCUCUGCCCCCAGGGCCUUGCACCCCUUCCCCAGCACCCCCUGUGUCCAGGGCAGGUCUGUGCCCACAGGGGACACUGCCCUGGCUGCUCCAGGGCUGGGCUUCCCUUGUGCCCCAGUUCAGCCUGGCAUGGGCUGACCUGGCUAGACCCUGCAGAGGCAGAUUUGGGUCCUGGCAGGGUCUGAGCUCCCACCCCACAGGGCUUGGGAUUCCAACCCGGGAUGUUCCGUGUCAGGAUGCUCCGUGCUGGAAUGCUCUGGAUGGGGAGGAUGCUCUGUCCCGGGAGGUCCCGAGCAGGCGCGGCGGCCUUUAAGGGGAGGGACGGAAUCCUGACCCGUCCCCGGGCCCUGAAAGCCUCGGCAGACCGACCGAGCCCGGCUCCGAGCCGCCGGGGCCGCCAUGGGCUCCCUGGGGCGCUGCCUGGCCCGGAGCCUCCCCGGGCCCCGCUGCUACUGCUCCGCCCCCGCGGCGCUGCAGGAGAGGACGCUGCUGGUGGCCAAGCCGGACGCGGUGCAGCGGCGGCUGCUCGGGGACAUCAUCCAGCGCUUCGAGCGCCGCGGCUUCCAGCUGGUGGCCAUGAAGCUGCUCCAGGCGGACCGGAGCCUCGUGGAGCAGCACUACGAGCAGCUGCGGCUGAAGCCCUUCUACCCCGCGCUCGUCGCCUACAUGACCUCGGGGCCGGUGGUGGCCAUGGUGAGGGGACAGCCCGGGGGGCGCGGGGGGCUCAGCUGUCCCUGUCGCUGUCCCUGUCCCUGUCCCGCAGGUGUGGGAGGGCUACAACGUGGUGCGGUGCACGCGGGCCAUGGUUGGGGACAGCAGCGCCGUGGGGACAAUCCGCGGGGACCUCAGCGUGCACAUCACCAGGUAGGGCCGCGGGGGCGGGCCCCAGGGCGGUGGCACUGUCCCCAUCGCUGUCCCCUCGCAGGAACGUGGUCCAUGCCAGCGACUCCGCCGAGGCGGCCCAGCGGGAGAUCGGCUUCUGGUUCCGGCGGGACGAGCUGGUGGCCUGGGACAGCAGCGACAGGGACAACAUCUACGGGCUCUAGGGUCGGGCCGGCCGGGGGCACCCCGCCCCCAAUAAACCCCGGUGUCCCCAGCUCUGAGUCCAGUCUGCUCCCUCGGAUGUCACCAGGAAGCUCUGGGAGGCACUGGGAUGUACUGGGAGGCACUGGGUGAUCAUGGAGGGCACUGGGAUGUCCCCAGAGGGCACUGGGGUGGUACUGAGAAGCCCCAGCAGACCCUGGGCUGUCCCUGGGGAGUACUGGGCUGUACUGGGAAGCUCUGGGAUGUCCCUGGUACAUCCGUGGAAGGUACUGGUCGGUACUGGGAAGCCUUUUGAGGCACUGGGAUGUCCCUGGGAGACUCUGAGGAGCUCUGGGUGUCCAUGGACUGUUCCUGGGGGACACUGGAGCUGUGCUGGGAAGCUCUGUGGGAAACUGGGAUGGUGCUGGGAAGCUCUGGGAUGAGCUGGGAUGAACCCUGGGAGCACUGGAGCCGUACUGGGAGGCUCGGGAAGCCCCUGGGAUGCCCCCGGGAGCACUGGAGCUGUACUGGGGGGCCCUGCGAAGAGCGGGGCUGUGCCUGGGGGCGGCAGGGGCUCUGCAGGACAUCAGGGUGGGGUCUGAGCUGUGAAACUGGGAACUCCG
Molecule: messenger RNA, 1877 nt
Organism: Passer domesticus (house sparrow)
Lineage: Eukaryota; Metazoa; Chordata; Aves; Passeriformes; Passeridae
Gene: NME4
Product: NME/NM23 nucleoside diphosphate kinase 4
Exons: 3
Coding region: 631-1407 (258 amino acids)
Biological process (GO): UTP biosynthetic process; CTP biosynthetic process; GTP biosynthetic process
Molecular function (GO): nucleoside diphosphate kinase activity
Source: RefSeq, a predicted model, not a curated record